This is a messenger RNA of Marasmius oreades (fairy-ring Marasmius), 4260 nucleotides long. RefSeq lists its product as uncharacterized. Gene Ontology annotation, biological process: intracellular protein transport; phospholipid translocation; post-Golgi vesicle-mediated transport. The coding region runs from base 106 to 3969 and encodes 1287 amino acids. Gene Ontology annotation, cellular component: plasma membrane. The transcript has 20 exons. Gene Ontology annotation, molecular function: ATPase-coupled intramembrane lipid carrier activity; magnesium ion binding; ATP binding. NCBI's taxonomy places the organism in Eukaryota, Fungi, Basidiomycota, Agaricomycetes, Agaricales, Marasmiaceae. The record is from RefSeq and is a predicted model, not a curated record.
GGUCACAGUCGCCACGCAGCCACUGCGCGUGGUAAACCAUUCGUCCGCUAACUCAUUCUGCACCAAACCUCCAUCCUGUAAACAUAUUUCUCCUUCAAGUUCGCCAUGAGCGACGACUUUCUGCGGCUAGUUUCGCAGGCGAAUCCAGCUACGGGGCAGUAUCAGCCAGCACAUAACGGCUAUCCACCUUCAACUUCCAAUAAUCCGUUGUCGCCCAUUCCAACUUCAGCGAACAAUCCUCAAUUGUUAGAUCCCUUCUUUGACGACGACGACGAUCCCAUCCCAGAUUCGGCUUUUGGUCAUCCGCAGGCCAUGCACUCUCAGGAGAGUGGUUUACCCCUUGCACGAUCAGCAGCUCCGCCUGCAGGUAUUUCCAAGACGAGCCUUAGCGGAGACGGUAUGCCUCAAGGCUGGAACUUUGACGAAGACGAUAUCAACCAAUUCCCUACGGCCGGUUCGACACGUUCCCACUCGGAAAAACCCUCGAAACUCCCUAAGAGAAAGCGACAAUGGAAAUGGCCUUGGCAGAAGGAGAAGGUUUUGACCGGAGAACGAGUCGUUGCCCUGAAUAACGAGGCAGCUAAUCUAGAGUUCGUCAAUAACUAUAUCUCUACUAGCAAAUACAAUGCUGCUACAUUUAUUCCCAAGUUCUUUUUCGAACAAUUCUCCAAAUAUGCCAACGUCUUCUUCCUUUUCACUGCCUGUAUACAACAGGUCCCGGACGUGUCACCUACAAAUAAGUACACUACCAUAGCACCGCUUGCCGUUGUUCUAGCAGCAUCUGCGUUCAAAGAAGUUCAGGAGGAUCUGAAACGACAUCAAUCGGAUUCGGAACUCAAUUCUCGAAAGGCGAAAGCGUUGACGCAGCAAGGCACUUUUAUGGAAAAGAAUUGGAAGGAUAUACAGGUCGGGGACGUUAUACGGUUAGAGAGUGACGACUUCAUCCCUGCCGACAUGAUCCUUCUCAGCUCGAGUGAACCUGAAGGCCUGUGCUACAUCGAAACAUCAAAUUUGGAUGGCGAGACCAAUCUCAAAAUCAAACAAGCUUCCCCACACACCUCACCCUUCACUUCUCCGAAACUCGCUAACGAGCUUCGCGGUACUCUUCGCUCCGAACAUCCCAACAACUCGCUUUAUACCUAUGAGGGAACACUCGACCUCUUAACAAAUAUGGGAACACCCAAGCAAGUUUCUCUUGGCCCCGAUCAAUUACUGUUACGCGGUGCACAACUUAGGAAUACCCCUUGGGCUUAUGGAUUGGUUGUUUUCACCGGUCAUGAAACGAAGUUGAUGCGGAACGCGACAGCUGCACCCAUCAAGCGGACUAAUGUGGAAAGACAAGUCAACGUUCAGAUCUUGUUCCUAUUCGUGUUGUUGCUCCUGCUCUCCAUAGGAUCUACUGUUGGAAGUAGCAUACGGACGUGGUUCUUCUCGUCUCAGCAAUGGUACUUGUUUGAAACCUCGUCUCUUAGUGGAAGAGCGAAGGGCUUCAUUGAAGAUAUCCUAACCUUUAUCAUCCUCUACAACAACCUCAUCCCCAUUUCCCUUAUCGUGACCAUGGAAGUCGUCAAAUAUCAACAAGCCCAACUGAUCAACUCCGACUUGGACAUGUACUACGCUAAAACCGACACACCCGCCUUGUGCCGAACGUCAUCGCUCGUAGAAGAACUCGGUCAAAUAGAGUACGUGUUCAGCGACAAGACAGGUACAUUGACCAGGAACGAGAUGGAGUUUAAAAUGUGUUCUAUCGCCGGAAUCGCAUAUGCUGAUGUGGUAGAUGAGAAUAAGAAGGGAGGGGAGAAUGGGGACGAUGGAUGGAAAACGUUCAAAGAGAUGAUGGCGAAUCUGGAAAGUGGUGGUAGGAGUCACAACCCGUUCGUAAACACUGCAUCAAGCCUAGGAAGCCGGAACGAGAAGGAAAGGGAAGUCAUUCAAGAGUUUCUGACAUUACUGGCGGUGUGUCAUACGGUCAUUCCGGAGAUGAAGGAUGGGAAGUUGGUUUUCCAGGCAAGUAGCCCUGAUGAAGCGGCUUUGGUGGCUGGUGCAGAGCUACUUGGGUUUCAAUUCCACACCCGUAAACCGAAAUCUGUAUUUGUGACCAUACAGGGGCAAGACCAAGAAUUCCAGAUAUUGAAUGUCUGCGAGUUCAAUUCUACCAGGAAACGGAUGUCGACGGUUAUCAGGAUGCCGAAUGGUCAGGUCAAAGUCUUUUGCAAAGGUGCCGAUACGGUCAUUCUUGAACGAUUAAGCAAGAAUCAGCCCUACACGGAGAAGACAUUGGCACACCUCGAAGAAUACGCCACGGAAGGUCUUCGAACGCUAUGUUUAGCUUCCCGUGACAUCCCGGAGCAAGAAUACCGACAGUGGGCCACUAUAUAUGAGCAGGCUGCGCAAACCAUCAAUGGACGCGGGGAAGCGCUCGAUCAGGCUGCCGAGUUGAUUGAGAAGGAUCUAUUCUUGCUUGGUGCUACUGCUAUCGAGGAUAAGCUUCAGGAAGGUGUGCCGGAUACGAUACACACAUUACAACAGGCUGGGAUCAAGGUGUGGGUGCUCACGGGCGACCGGCAAGAGACAGCGAUUAAUAUUGGGAUGAGUUGUCGAUUGAUUUCAGAGUCUAUGAACUUGGUUAUUGUUAAUGAGGGAAAUGUUCAUGAUACAGAGGAAUUCAUAACCAAACGGCUGUCAGCGAUAAAGAAUCAAAGAAGUACCGGCGAAUUGGAGGAUCUGGCGCUAAUUAUAGAUGGCAAGAGUUUAACGUUCGCUUUGGAGAAGCCUAUAUCCAAGGUUUUCCUUGAGCUCGCACUCAUGUGCAAAGCAGUGAUAUGCUGUCGUGUGUCACCAUUACAGAAAGCUCUCGUAGUCAAGCUUGUCAAAAAGAACCAGAAGGCUAUUCUGCUUGCCAUCGGUGACGGUGCCAAUGAUGUUAGCAUGAUCCAAGCGGCUCAUGUCGGUGUCGGUAUCUCUGGAGUCGAGGGUCUGCAAGCUGCUCGUUCAGCCGAUGUUGCUAUCUCUCAGUUUCGUUAUCUGAAGAAACUUUUACUAGUUCAUGGGGCAUGGAGCUACAGACGGCUUUCCAAACUGAUCCUUUAUUCCUUUUACAAGAACAUUACACUUUACCUGACCCAGUUCUGGUACUCCUUCUUUAAUAAUUUCUCUGGUCAAAUCGCGUACGAAUCGUGGACGCUUUCACUCUAUAACGUCUUGUUCACCGUCCUGCCUCCACUUGUGAUCGGAAUCUUCGAUCAAUUUGUCUCAGCAAGAAUACUGGAUCGGUAUCCUCAAUUGUACAUGGUGGGACAGAAGAACGAAUUCUUCACCAAGACAUCGUUCUGGAUGUGGAUAACGAACGCACUAUAUCAUUCACUGAUCCUAUACGCUUUCUCCGUCAUCCUCUGGUGGGGCGAUAUUAAGCAAACGUCUGGACUUGACACGGGACAUUGGGUUUGGGGAACUGCGCUGUAUCUUGCUGUACUGCUUACGGUCCUAGGAAAGGCCGCUUUGAUAUCAGAUAUCUGGACAAAGUAUACAGUAGCAGCCAUUCCUGGUUCCUUCGCGUUCACUAUGGUAUUCUUGCCGAUAUACGCAGUCGUGGCUCCCGCGAUCGGUUUCUCGACGGAAUAUCAAGGAAUUGUGGAUCAACUCUGGACAAACGGCAUAUUCUACUUCAUGAUCUUGAUGGUUCCCAUAUUAUGCCUUGCUCGAGAUUUUGCUUGGAAAUACUAUCGACGAACAUACAUGCCUUCCUCUUACCACAUCGCACAAGAGUUACAGAAAUACAAUAUUCCGGACUACCGGCCGCGCCAGGAGCAAUUCCAAAAGGCCAUCAAGAAAGUACGCGCAGUACAACGCAUGCGGCGGAAUCGCGGGUUCGCAUUCAGCCAGACGGAGACGGCGGGAAAACAAGACCAGGCAAAACUCAUUCGUGCUUACGAUACGUCGAAAUCGUAUACGAGGCCCUCGGGGUAUUAGAUGGACGGUCCGCUAUUUUGCGUAGCGCUGACCUUGUUUUUUGUUUUUGUUUUUGUUGUUCGACCUAUCUUUAUUCAUUCAACCACGCUAACCCCCUUGCACGAUCCCUUCCUUGCUUCCUUUUCAACGAAACGCUUUCUUCUUCUUUUUUGUUUCCCUUCUUUUGAUAUCUAUGGAGGGCUUUUUUGUUCACUAUUUCGGACAGCUUUGUUCUUUCUUUUUGUAUUUUACACAACCGCGAUGCUAGUCUACUUAGGAUACAGGAAUAAUACAUUACUCCGCUCCAAAAAU